Molecule: messenger RNA, 853 nt
Organism: Pseudomassariella vexata
Lineage: Eukaryota; Fungi; Ascomycota; Sordariomycetes; Amphisphaeriales; Pseudomassariaceae
Exons: 1
Coding region: 162-635 (157 amino acids)
Source: RefSeq, a predicted model, not a curated record
AUGUCCUCCCCGUCUUGCAUCAUCGAACCCUGAUAGGGUUUCGAUUAGACGACGGGAUCCAAGAAGGCUUCAGACGGCAGAUGACCCGCGUCUGAAGCCAGCUUCACAUCAAGUGAAGCUUAAAAUUUGGACUACUCGUCCUUCCGGUUUGGGAGAAGAGCAUGAACAAGAGUUCAAAAUGUGGAACUGGAGAAGAAUUGCCCCACCCCUCCACAACGUCCGCUAUGCGCAAACAUGGAGGACGGAGCGGGCACACGAGCUUGCCGGCGUUUCUUGCGGAGCAGAACUUGGCUUCACUGGCUCAAAACCUGGGGAAACCAGUCGCAUGCGCUCAACUCGCUAGUACACGUCCGUGGCGAGUAGUCGUAGUCUCCUCCCAUGCUUCACAAAUCGUGAAGGAGGACGGCCGAGUCGGUUUCUCCUUUCUCAAGCGCCCCCAGUUCCUUCACUACAAGAACGAAAAGUUUCAUGUGCUCGUGAUGCAAAGCCGAGGGAGCUGCCCAGAUCGGCUUCUGAACUUCGUCGUCCACUGCAAGGCACCCCUGCUGGCUGGUCAGGGCUGGGCCGGGAUGUCAUUGUGGGGCCAUUGCGGGACGACUUCUCAAGUCGUUGAGGAUGAGCUCGGCAGAGGCUGAAUCUGGAAGUCAAAGCCAGGGCCCACCUCGUCAUUGUCAAAGGGUGUGGCUCGAACUCAUUACUUGCUGGGUGACACAGCUGGGAAAGGCAUGGAUCCUACUCAGAGCUAAGGGACUGCGCGACUAAUGGAAGAGCUUCUUUUUCAGACAUGCCUGGGGCCAGGUUGCAAGCUGGUUGGCUACGGCUUCCUGGCCCAGCGGCGUUGCAAUCUAUCUCU